UGUAUGUUGAUUCAUCUUUUUUUGAUAAAUCAUCAUCUCAUCUUCGAUCCAGUUCUGCAUCUUUCUCUGGACUGUCACAAUCAAUCACUCCCUUAUUAUCUGAUUUUCGCAAAAAAAAAGUGUGCCGGCACUAAGAUGCCGUUGGUCUUCACACUUCUCUGCCUCUGCGUUUUAAAGAUGGGCGGCUUCUCCGCAUCUGUCACUCAAGCCACCGUCCAAUCAGACAUUCAGUGUCAUGACUGGGGCGUGUGGAGCGAGGGUUCGGUGCGGGUGUAUGACGGGGAGGUGGCGUAUCUCUACUGUCCGCUCUUCUCUUAUCCCACGCUCUACAGCUACAGUCAGACUCAGAACAGCAGUCUGUCUCUGCUGUGGUACCGACACACACACACACACGAGCUGGAGCAUAUGACACAGUUUUACUCAGCUGUUUUCAAACAUCUUUCUCCUGUAGUUCCUGAUGUCGGCAGUAAAGUUCCCAUCAUCCUGAAUCCCGCGAGCGAUCAGAUCUACACGGUGACUCUGGGAGAUACAGUGACACUGUCCUGUCGUGUGCAUCUGCCUCACCUGUACGAGGAAAAGCAGCACAUCUGGUGGACCAUCGAUAACAAAACCGUGGAGCAACUCGCCGACCAACGAUUCAGCUCACUUGAAGCCACGCUUGUGUCAUAUGAUUACGGUGACGAGUUGAAAGAACGAGUCCUGAAUGUGAUGGAUUUUUCAGCUGACGACCUGCAGAGGGAGUUUAACUGCUCUGCUAGAAACAGCCGUGGGUUCAACACCAGCCGAGCCGUACUGAAGACCGAACCGUACGUCCCGACUCUAGAGCUGGGCUGUGGUUUAGGUGUGACGCUGGCGCUCAUGUUGAUGAUGUUUGUCAUCUAUCACGUGUUCUGGCUCGAGCUGCUGCUGCUCUAUCGCUCGUGGUUCGGCUCUGAUGAGAGAUACACAGAUGAUAAGCAGUAUGACGUGUACAUCUCAUACGCUCGCAACAGUGAGGAGGAGGAGUUCGUUCUGUCCACGCUGCGUCGAGUCCUGGAGACUGAGUUCGGUUACUCUGUCUGCAUCUUCGACCGGGACAGUCUUCCUGGAGGAACUAUAACAGACGAUACGCUGAGGUUUGUGGGUCAGAGCCGCAGGCUGGUGGUGGUUGUGAGUCCGUGCAGCGCUGUCCGCGGGACACAGGCUCUGCUCGAGCUGCAGGCCGGACUGACCAGCAUGCUGCACGGCGGCAGCCUCAGGGUGGUUCUGAUCCAGUUCAAACCGGUCCGGAGGAAGAGCUGGGUCAAAGAGCUGCGCCGGGCCCGGCUGGCGCUGACGCUCAUACGCUGGAAGGGCGAGAAAUCGGCCCCUCUGUCCUCACGCUUCUGGAAACAGCUGCAGCUCGAGCUGCCCAUGAGGAGGGACACACAACACACACACACACACACCCAGCUACCGGAUAUCACACAACACACACCCGACACACACACACAAAACACACGUCAGGCAGAAGAGAAACACAGCGAUCCUUAUUCUACCAGUGCCUUAUAGACAACCAGCAUACGUACCCUCGCUCACUUGAUUAUAGGGCCUUUCGCAC
Messenger RNA from Sinocyclocheilus rhinocerous, 1579 nucleotides. Its product is annotated as interleukin-1 receptor accessory protein-like. Gene Ontology annotation, biological process: signal transduction. The record is from RefSeq and is a predicted model, not a curated record. The transcript is spliced from 9 exons. NCBI's taxonomy places the organism in Eukaryota, Metazoa, Chordata, Actinopteri, Cypriniformes, Cyprinidae. The coding region runs from base 4 to 1530 and encodes 508 amino acids.